AGGGCUGCGAUACACCGCAGUGCUGCAUGGACCCCUCGUCACCGGCCGAUGGUGCCGUGGUCGCCUUCGAGGAGCCACGAUGAUCAGCCAGGGCACGAGGGGCCGUGGGGGCACGGCCGCCCGUCCCGAGUUCGCCAAGGAGGCGCAGCGAGGAGACGUGCCACUGGCCAGGUUCGGGCACACUACCACGCCGGUUGGAGGUGGUCGGGUUGUGCUGUUCGGCGGCGCAACUGGGGACUCAGGCCGCUACACCAUUACCGCGGACGCGUACAGUCUCGAUACCAAUACGGACACAUGGGUGAAGAUAACUGCAGAGGACACCAGCGCUUCCCUCUUCCAUUGCUGGAUGCGCCCUUCGAACGUGCGAUGAUGAG
Molecule: messenger RNA, 374 nt
Organism: Prorocentrum cordatum
Lineage: Eukaryota; Dinophyceae; Prorocentrales; Prorocentraceae
Source: the annotation of a GenBank genome assembly